This is a messenger RNA of Ceratina calcarata, 2509 nucleotides long. Its product is annotated as DNA helicase MCM8. Gene Ontology annotation, molecular function: single-stranded DNA helicase activity; ATP binding; single-stranded DNA binding. Gene Ontology annotation, cellular component: MCM complex; nucleus. The record is from RefSeq and is a predicted model, not a curated record. Lineage: Eukaryota; Metazoa; Arthropoda; Insecta; Hymenoptera; Apidae. Bases 86 to 2452 code for a protein of 788 amino acids. The transcript has 15 exons.
UAGUAUCAAUAGUGGUGUACUGUGGUCAAGUUGAAAGUAGGCUGUGAUACAAAGUACAGUGUGAAAAUACACAAUCAAAAUAAUUAUGAGUUCUAAUAAAAAGCCGACGAAUUUUCAUAAAUCCAAAUCGUACUUGAAGAAAAAGAAGUCUACGAAAUCCAAUGAUAAAGAAAGUGAUCAGAGCAAGAAUAGAACAUAUCAAUCUCUGGAUCCAGAUCAGAUACGUCAAUUACUGAAUGAAGAUAAUACAUACGUGGAUUUUAAGAUUCCUUAUUAUGGAUGGAAAUUAUUUUUUUCUGAUGAAGAUUAUAAAGAUGAUUCGGAUACUGUUAAAAAAGUUCAAGCAGUAGAGAAUUUCAUUCGUACACAUCAACGAUUGUUUUUACCAUUUACAAUUGAAAAUUUAGAAAAUUGUUCAGUAUUUUCUGUUGACAUAAGAGAUCUAUAUAGUGACAGUAAUUUUUUAAACGAAUGGCCGGAUUUUAAUACAAAUAUUUCGGAAGAUCCGUCGCGUACAUUGAACUGUUUCAAACUUGCUAUACAUCAGCAAAUAUUAAAUACAAUACCUAAAGAAACUUUGACUCCUAUAGACAUUAUAAGUAAUGUAUCCACAGUCAGAUUGAAAAUAUUAAACUAUUUACCAAUCGUACCAUUACAAGACAUAAAAGCCAAUUAUUACGGGAAAUUAAUAUCCAUUAGAGGCUGUGUAAUAAGAGUAGGUCGCGUGAAACAUCUUGCACAGUGGAUACUAUUUAGUUGUUGUCAAUGUAAUUUACAGCAAUUGAAAAAACUGCCAUUGGGAGUUUAUAAAGUUCCAAAGAAAUGUAGUCAAUGCGGUGUUUCGAAAUUCCGUGCAAAUUUAGACUCACCGUUGGUGAAAAGUACCUCCUUCCAAACCAUCAAAAUACAAGAGAUUUCUAAUAAUGAUCAGAAUAGUAAAGGUGGCAUACCUAGGAUGCUUGACGUUGAAAUAAUUGAUGAUUUAGUAAAUACUUGCCUGCCUGGAGACGAUAUUGUAUUGACAGGAAUUAUAAAGGGAACUAAUGAUGGCUCUCGAAAUAAAAUUUCGUUCUCCUUAUACAUGGAAGCCAUCACGAUAAUCAAUAGUAAACAGAAACUUCAAAAUGAAAGUAUCACAGAUAACGAAAUGCGGAUAAAGGAUUAUAUGGCAAUCAAGGAAGUAUAUAAUAUGCCAAAUAUCUUUGCACAUUUGGUACACUCGCUUUGUCCAACUAUUUACGGUCAUCAAUUGGUAAAGGCUGGAUUGUUAUUAAGUUUAUUUGGCGGUAACAUGGAACGCUCCGAGAUACGGGACAAUAUUCACGUACUGGUAAUCGGUGAUCCUGGCCUUGGUAAAUCUCAAAUGUUACAAGCUUGUACCCGAGUUUCCGCUAAAGCUGUAUACGUAUGCGGAAAUUCAAGUACGUCAUCUGGUCUCACGAUAACAGUUGCGAAGGAGAAGCAAAGUAACAAUUUUGCUUUAGAACCGGGAGCCUUGGUCUUGACCGAUAGGGGCUGUUGCUGUAUCGACGAAUUUGAUAAAAUGUCCAAACAACAUGCGGUUUUGUUAGAAGCAAUGGAACAACAAUGUGUAAGUGUUGCAAAGUCGGGCAUAGUGUGCUCUCUUCCUACUAGAACCUCGAUUCUAGCAGCUGCAAAUCCAAUUCAUGGUAGAUUCAAUAGGACUAAAACAAUGAUACAAAACUUGAAUAUGAACGCUCCUCUUCUGUCACGCUUCGAUUUGAUAUUCCUACUGCUAGAUGAACCAAAUCAGAUUAUAGAUGAUUUGCUAUCCAAACACGUCAUGUCAAUGCACUCUGGUUUGCAUUUAAAUGAAGAUAAAAGUAGGCAAAGUAGUACAAAUAUACCGGAUAUAGAUAGUAAUCUGUCAUUAAGAGAUAAACUUGCAUGUUUUAUGACUGACAACGCGAACAUUAUUCCACAAGCGAUUCUCCGAAAAUAUAUUGCUUAUGCUAAACAAUACGUAAAACCAACGAUAAGUGAAAAAGCGGCGAAGGUUUUGCAAAAUUAUUAUUUGGAUCAACGAAGUAAAAUUAAUAGGUUCGAAGAUUUAUCCGUGUGCAAUAGGCAGUUGGAGGCAAUGAUUCGUUUAACGGAGGCCAGAGCUAAGUCUGAGUUGCGUACAGAGGCGACUGAAACCGAUGCCUUAGAUGUAAUCGAAAUUCUCCAACACACGUAUGAGAGUAAAACUAUAAAAUAUGAUUUUCCAAGCUCGAAGAAUAUAACUAGUGGAAAAGUCAAGAAGUUUGUCAGUAUUUUACAAGCGGAAACAUCUUCUGAUAGCAGUAAACGAUUCACUAUGAGAAGAUUAGAAGAAAUUGCGUCGAGCAAUAAUAUAAUAGUCGAUAAUUUCUCUGAGUUUGUACUUAAAUUAAAUCAAAACGGUGUGCUGUUGAAGGCGGGAAAUAAUACGUUCAAAUUUAUCUCUUAGUUUGUAUGCUUACUUUUUAUACAAUAUAACACUCGUACUGUCAUCUUAGAUGAAAAA